UGUUGGGAAACAGGAAGUUGUGCUAAUAUGGAUGUAAAGAGAAAACGAGGUGGAGUUUGUUGAUAAAAAUGAUGUUUGGUUCUUUCAGCUGUUUAGUUUUUAUCCAGUCAUCAACUCUACAUCUUUAUCUUCAUCUACUGGAUGUUUCUACCCGGAUUUAUGAGCAGAGCAGCGGUUCAGACGAUUCCAGGCCUCAGAGCGACGUGUCGCUUCCUCCCUCCUCAGGCCUGCUUUAUCUGGUUUGAACCAGUUCUAACGGACGACAGGCUGAGUUUGAGAGAAGGUCUCACCUGGUCCAACCUGUAAUGCUGCGUCGCCUGCUUUUGAUUUCAGUUCCCUUCAUUGCUGAUCCAAUCAUGAGCUUUGACAGCGCCGUCAGCAGCCUGGUGGAGACGGUCGACGCAAAAAGCAUCACUGCUGUCAACCCUGACACAGGAGAGUCCUGCUUGUUCAGCUCUGCUGGAGAUGUUUCUGAGUCUGGAGCUCUGGACCAAGAGGAGAAACCUCCGGAUCUACCUGAUCUUAAGCAGACGGUUAAAGAAGAAGUUCCUGAAGACCACAAACCUUCUCCUGACCUGCAUGACCCAGAGCCCCACCACAUAAAGGAGGAACAGGAGGAAGUCUGCACCAGUCUGGGGGGAGAGCAGCUCGGUCUCAAGGAGGAGAUUGAUGCCAUCAAGUUUCCAAUCACUGCUGCUCCAAUAAAGAGUGAGGAUGAUAAACAUUCCUCUGUGCUCCCACAGCUUUACCACCACCACAUUAAAGGCAGAGAGCUUCCAGUAGAGAACCAUGGAGGAGAAGAAUCCAUGAGGAUACAAGAUCAUGAAGAUGGGUCCAUUUCCUCAGAGACAGAAGAGGACAGUGAUGUGGAGCUCUCCGUCUCUGAGCUAAAACAGUUAGCAGCUCCUGAUGGAAACAUGGCUGACAAACCUUCUGGUUCCUCUGAGUUUGCUGAGCAAUUUGUUCAGCGUCCUCAGAAAGACACGAGGCAUUCAAGCUCCCUGGUUCCCUUCAUUGCUGAUCCAAUCAUGAGCUUUGACAGCGCCGUCAGCAGCCUGGUGGAGACGGUCGACGCAAAAAGCAUCACUGCUGUCAACCCUGACACAGGAGAGUCCAGCUUGUUCAGCUCUGCUGGAGAUGUUUCUGAGUCUGGAGCUCUGGACCAAGAGGAGAAACCUCCGGAUCUACCUGAUCUUAAGCAGACGGUUAAAGAAGAAGUUCCCGAAGACCACAAACCUUCUCCUGACCUGCAUGACCCAGAGCCCCACCACAUAAAGGAGGAACAGGAGGAAGUCUGCACCAGUCUGGGGGGAGAGCAGCUCGGUCUCAAGGAGGAGAUUGAUGCCAUCAAGUUUCCAAUCACUGCUGCUCCAAUAAAGAGUGAGGAUGAUAAACAUUCCUCUGUGCUCCCACAGCUUUACCACCACCACAUUAAAGGCAGAGAGCUUCCAGUAGAGAACCAUGGAGGAGAAGAAUCCAUGAGGAUACAAGAUCAUGAAGAUGGGUCCAUUUCCUCAGAGACAGAAGAGGACAGUGAUGUGGAGCUCUCCGUCUCUGAGCUAAAACAGUUAGCAGCUUUUGGAUUAAAAACUAAGAACAUGGAAAUUAGCUGGAAGAAGGGCACAGCUCCCGAGCCAGAAGGAAACAUGGCUGAUAAACAUUUUAGCUCCUCUGAGUUUGCUGUACAACUUCUUCAGAAAGACAUGAAACACUCAGAAAUUGGACCUUCAAGCUCCCUGGAUAAAAUGAAAAGUUUUAAAGAGAACAAUGUAGACUCACAAAGGAGUUCCAAAAAAACGACUGAAUUUAUCUGUGAAGACUGCGGUAAAACAUUCACUGAAAAACACAAGUUAAAUAUGCAUAAGACAAUUCACACAGGAAGCAAAGCUUUCUGCUGUGACCUUUGCAAACAGAGAUUCAGUCGGAAAGUACAUUUAAACACACACCUGAGGAUCCACACAGGACAGAAACCUUUCUGUUGUGACCGAUGCGGGCAGAGAUUUAGCAGGAAAGAAAGCUUAAACAGACACACAAGGAUCCACACCGGACAGAAACCCUUCUGUUGUGACCUCUGUGGGCAGAGAUUCAGUGAAAAAGGAAAUUUGAACCGGCACAUGGGGAUCCACACAGGACAGAAACCUUUCUGUUGUGACCUCUGUGGGCAGAGAUUUAGCCAGAAAGUCAAUUUAAACACACACAUGUGGAUCCAUACAGGAGACAAACCUUUCUGUUGUGACCAAUGUGGACAAAGAUUUAUUCAGGAGAGACUUUUAAACAAACACAUGAGGAUCCACUUAGAGCAGAAACUGUUUGGUUGUGACCUCUGUGGAAGGAGAUUUAGUCUGAAGGGAAAUUUAAAUGCACACAUGAGGAUCCACACAGGACAGAAACCCUUCUGUUGUGACCGAUGUGGACAGAGAUUCAGCGAGAAAGGAAAUCUAAACAGACACAUGAGAAUUCACACGAGGCAGAAACCUUUCUGUUGUUACCUGUGUGGCCAUAAAUUUAGCCAGAAGGGAAGUUUAAAGAGACACACGAGGCUUCAUGAAGCAGGGAAAUGAAUAAGCUGUGACUGUUACAGUCAACUGUGUUCACUUAUUGGUUUCUGCUUUUCCCAAGAGGCUCAAUUUCAAAUUUCUUUCUCAACACAUUUUCUGAAGAUUGUAUGUUUUUUAUAGAUAACUGGAGUUUUUCCUGGAUGUUUUUUAUUCAUCUUAUUUCAUCUGUUGGAUAAAUAGCUAUUUAGCCUCAAUUGAAAUCUGCAUUUUUUGAAAACUGAAUUUUGUAUUUGCUCAGAUUUUCGAAUAAUAUAAAUAUUUUUAAGAGACUUAACAUAUUUAGCUUGAUUAUAUUAUCAGAAAAUAUCAAAAUCUAUAAUCUAGAAAAUUUAAAGACAGAAGUAGAUUUGUUAGAGUGGCGGCCAUUAGGGGAGUGGUGGCCUAGUAGUCAGGGCAUAG
This is a messenger RNA of Cyprinodon tularosa, 2957 nucleotides long. Its product is annotated as zinc finger protein 135-like. Gene Ontology annotation, molecular function: DNA-binding transcription factor activity, RNA polymerase II-specific; RNA polymerase II cis-regulatory region sequence-specific DNA binding. Gene Ontology annotation, biological process: regulation of transcription by RNA polymerase II; central nervous system development. The record is from RefSeq and is a predicted model, not a curated record. Bases 306 to 2561 code for a protein of 751 amino acids. The transcript is spliced from 8 exons. Gene Ontology annotation, cellular component: nucleus. Lineage: Eukaryota; Metazoa; Chordata; Actinopteri; Cyprinodontiformes; Cyprinodontidae.